Perognathus longimembris pacificus (Pacific pocket mouse) is the source of this 5839-nucleotide messenger RNA. RefSeq names its product Rho guanine nucleotide exchange factor 5 (gene Arhgef5). Gene Ontology annotation, molecular function: protein binding; guanyl-nucleotide exchange factor activity. The transcript has 17 exons. Gene Ontology annotation, biological process: activation of GTPase activity; intracellular signal transduction. Bases 220 to 4806 code for a protein of 1528 amino acids. Gene Ontology annotation, cellular component: nucleus; cytoplasm. Lineage: Eukaryota; Metazoa; Chordata; Mammalia; Rodentia; Heteromyidae. The record is from RefSeq and is a predicted model, not a curated record.
GUUUCCUCACCUGAAACUUCCUUCGGAGAAGCGAUCCCUCCCUCCGUCGGGCGGCAGGGGCGGGCCGCGGGUGGGGCGCGCGGCGGGCCUGCCUGGCCUGGCUGGGGACCGCGGCCGGCGGGCGCGCGCCGCGGGGGGGGAGACCCGGACCCGGACCUGGAGCUGGAGGAGAACUCCCGGGCCGAGGCAGUAUGUGACGCCGACCAGGAUUCAGCCCUGAUGGAGGCUGAGGAGCCCCCACAUGGAGCCUCCACGCCCAUCCCUGCUCUAGAAGAACCUACAAUUAUCCCUGAAGCUGUCAUGAGGAGCAGUCAGAUCCCAGCCUUGGAUCCUGAAGGUCACGACGCUCCGGAUCCAUCCUCCAAGUGGACGGAAGGCCGCAGAUGCUCGGCAACGCCGCCGGGAGAGUUCAGAGACGCGAGUGACGGCGCUGCUGAGCACAAACCCUCUUUUCCCCAUGAAGGCCCUGCAGAUGUGGAGGCUGAAGAAGAAAUCGCUGGGGCUGAGGACCGCGGCGCUCCUGAGCAGGCAGCAUGCCAGGGGCUGGAAGAUCAUGGAGUGCGGACACAAGCUCUCCCAGGACUCUGGGCCUGCCCUGUCCAAGGUGAAGGGCCAGACCUGGUCUCAGUGUGCAGCGAAGUGGACAGCAGAGUGGAGGUGAAAUUUCAUCCAGAACUCUCUCCUUUGACACCGGGAACUGGACAAGGAGACGCGGAUGACACCUCUCCAGACACAUCUGCCCACACUACGUUCUGGCCUCUCUCCGAAAAGCAGAGGCACCGAAGAGUCGAGAGCAAGAAGGGCUUCUCAGUCCACAGGAGGCCACAGGGCUGGAGAAGCAGGAUGGCCAGCCAGGAGGACCUCGGGGACAAGGAUCGCUGGGAGACGAUCUUCAUCCUAAUGGACUUUGGAGGGAGCAAGUGUGGAGGACAAGGGGAAAGAGAGGGGCUCCUUGAGGUACUGGAAGAUCUGAAUUAUGUUGUGUGUGAUGGAGAGGUGAGGGAGAGGACUCCGGCUCAGAAAAGCCCAGAAGCAGCAGAACAGGGGAAGAGGACGUUGAGGCCGGAAGAAGAGAGUAGGGUGGACUUUCAGUGUGCAAAGAAUCAAAGAUUAGUUUGGAAGCUGAGGGAAAUAACAAGAGAGCCAGGUGAUCAGGAUCUAGCAGGCAAAGAGGAGCAGGAAGAAGGGGCCGGAUCAAGUGAGGAAGAGCGAGAGAGCAAGGACAGGAGUAGGCCGGAGGCAGUGGAAGAGGAGAGAAGCACAGAAGAGGAGGAGGAGCACAACAGACCUUCUGCAAUGCCUGUGGUAGUGCCUGAGGCCUUCUCUUCCUGUGACUUAUUUCCAGACACUUCUUGUCCCUUGACUCAGAUCCCUGGUGGCCUGACAGAUCCAAGGCCUGAGGAGCUGACCCCCAGAGCUCUGACUCCUAUCCCGGAGACACUAGGACAUCAUCCUGACCCCAUGUUUCUGCCCAGCGCCUUUGCUUCCGGGGAACUGCUUGAUGAUGGAACGGCCUCUGGAGGAGCUGAGCCAAAGAAGGGGUCAAUAUCUAGCCAGAGGACUGAGCUAGCUUCCGCUAGUGUGUCUGGCCCAGAAGGGACCCCAUGUUCAGUCUUUGCCAUCGCAGCUACCUUGUCACCUUCCAGAUCCCCAGCUGCCGUUCCUAAGGAGCCCCCCACAGCCCCUCUCCUGACUCGCAGCCCACCUGCCGGAGGGCUUUCUGAGACUCCCGUGGCCGCCCUCCAUGAUGCUCUGCAUGCAGAGCCCCCGGCGGAUCCCUGUGCUGCUUCCCACGUGGACAGCUCUUGUAGCAGCCCAGCCCACUGCCCCGGGGCUGCCCAACACCAAAGGAGCAACUCUUUCCCCGGCUCCCACAGGACAGAACAGGCGCCAGACCUGGGGUGCAGGUCCCUUUCCUUUUCUCAUUCAGAGUUACCUCAGAGGCCCCCCAAACCUGCCAUCUAUGGCUCUGUGACCCCAAGAAGGAGCAGGAGAAGUGGCAGGGAUUGCAGCAGCAUUUCUGAAAACCCCACGGCGUCAUCCACGCUGACGUGGGACUCUUCCAACACAGAGACACGCAGCGGUUCCCACGGCAGCCAGCCAUGGGGCUCCCCGCAGAAUGCAGCUUUUGCCACAGGGGCACCGGCGUGUGGUUCCUCUUUAUCUACUGCCCCCAUGGAUAGGAGAACCCAAGAGCCUCUGCCCCCUCCGCCCCUGGAGAAGAGGCACACCCACACCUCCAUGGGGGACAGAGGUGGCCGCGUUCCCAAUGUGGCCCCCACACAGAAGCGAUACAGCCAUCCUCCCAUGACCCUGAGUUCAGGGCUCCAUGGACCCCCUGAAGGCCCCCUUCCCCAAGUUCCUGACCCCUCCAUGGCAAGGAGACACCGACCCCUGCCAUCGACCCCAGACAGUUCUCACCAUAGUCAGACUUCUGACCCUGCAAGGCUGAGAUACAACAAACCACUUCCCCCAACUCCCGAUGGGCCCCAGUCCCACCAGGCUGGCGUCUCAAGGAUGUACAGGCCCCUGCCACCUGUGCCCCUCCUGGAUCCUGCCAGCGAACCACCCCCACUGCCCCCCAAGACCAGGGGGAGGAGCAAGAGCACUCAGGCGGGACUUCUGAAUUCAGGUCAAAACAAACAGAGACCCCUGGGCCAGGAUUGGGCCGCGUCCACGGCCCCCUCUGCUGGACGAACCUCCUGGCCCCCAGCCACGGGGAGAUCAGCAGAGCCCUUGGCUCCCCCGAGUAGGAAUAACAGUGAAAUGCCCUCCGUCCUGGCUUUCAGCAACAUGACAAACAUUCUAAGUCCCUCUUCCCCUACCACGCCCUGGACCCCCGAGCUCCAGAACCCCGGUAAGAUGGAAGCGGGGCUCUCAGAAUUGUUGGAGGCCUCUGUGAAGGGACCCGUACGAAGAUCGCUCCCCCAGGACGGGGCCAGCGGUGCGUGGAGAACCGGCGUAGGCUCCACACGCCAACCAGACAAGCCCAGCCAUCCCCAGCUGGAGAAGGCAUCCAGCUGGCCCCACAGGCGGGACCCCGGGAGACCACCCGAGGGCGGCGAUGGCGGGGGACAGGUUGUCCUUGGUGAAGGGCCCAGCAAGCACAAGGGCUGGCACCGGCAAGGCCUGCGCAGACCUUCCAUCUUGCCUGAGGGCUCUUCAGAUUCAAGAAGUCCCUCCGUGGGAAGACUCCCUGGCCCCUUGGACACAGUGAUUUUUCGAGAGAAGAAAGCAAAGGAGAGGACGGGAGGCUUUUCAAGGCGCUGUUCCAAGCUCAUCAACUCCUCCCAGCUACUCUACCAGGAAUACAGCGAUGUCGUUCUGAACAAGGAGAUCCAAAGCCAGCAGCGGCUGGACAGCGUGGCAGAGGCGCCGGGCCUGGCCUCCCCUCGGCAGCCCCGAAAGACCCUGGUGUCCUCUGAGUCCUACCUGCAACGCCUUUCCAUGGCCUCCAGCGGCUCCCUCUGGCAGGAAAUCCCUGUGGUACGCAACAGCACUGUGCUGCUGUCCAUGACCCACGAAGACCAAAAACUGCAAGAGGCAAAAUUUGAGCUCAUCGUGUCAGAGGCUUCCUACCUACGCAGUCUAAACAUAGCUGUGGACCAUUUCCAACAUUCUUCCCAAAUCCGGACCAUCCUUUCCAACCAGGACCACCAGUGGCUCUUCUCUCGUUUGCAGGACGUGCGGGAUGUCAGCACCAUGUUCCUUUCAGACCUAGAAGAAAACUUCGAGAACAACAUCUUCUCUUUUCAAGUGUGCGAUGUCGUCCUGAACCAUGCUCCAGACUUCCGCCGGGUCUACCUGCCCUAUGUCACCAACCAGACCUAUCAGGAACGCACUUUCCAGAGCUUAAUGAACAGCAACAGCAACUUCCGGGAAGUCUUGGAGAAACUGGAGAGUGACCCUAUCUGCCAGCGCCUUUCCCUCAAGUCCUUCCUGAUACUGCCCUUCCAGCGCAUCACCCGCCUCAAGCUGCUGCUUCAGAACAUUCUGAAGAGAUCACAGCCCGGCUCCUCAGAGGAAGCAGAGGCUACGAAGGCACACCAUGCCUUGGAGGAGCUGAUCCGAGACUGUAAUAACAAUGUCCAGAGGAUGCGGCGGACGGAAGAGCUGAUCUACCUGAGCCAGAAGAUUGAGUUUGAGUGCAAAAUAUUCCCACUCAUUUCACAGUCUCGCUGGCUGGUGAAGAGUGGAGAGUUGAUGGCCCUUGAGUUCAGUGUCUCACCAGGGCUGCGAAGGAAACUGAACACACGUCCAGUCCACCUGCAUCUCUUCAAUGACUGCCUGCUGCUGUCCCGGCCCCGAGAGGGCAGCCGUUUCCUGGUAUUUGACCAUGCUCCUUUCUCCUCCAUCCGGGGGGAAAAGUGUGAAAUGAAGCUGCACGGGCCACACAAAAACCUCUUCCGCCUUUUCCUGCGGCAUAACGCCCAGGGCACUCAAGCAGAGUUCCUCUUCCGCACGGAGACUCAGAGUGAAAAGCUCCGCUGGAUCUCAGCCCUGGCUAUGCCAAGGGAGGAGCUGGACCUGUUGGAGUGUUAUGAUUCCCCACAGGUCCAGUGCCUUCGAGCCUACAAGCCCCGAGAGAAUGACGAGUUAGCACUGGAGAAGGCGGACGUGGUGAUGGUAACUCAGCAAAGCAGUGACGGCUGGCUGGAAGGAAUGAGACUGUCCGAUGGGGAGCGAGGCUGGUUCCCUUUGCAACAAGUGGAGUUCAUUUCCAACCCAGAGGUCCGCGCAAGGAACCUGAAGGAGGCUCACCGCGUGAAGACGGCCAAGCUGCAGCUCGUGGAGCAGCAAGCCUAGCUCUUCCCUGUGAGCCAUCUUCCGAGCAUAAGAACAAGCUGGUCUGGGAGCUAGCUGCUUCAGAGGACCUCCGUGGACCCCCCAAUCAAAACACACCCCACACCUUAGGAAAGCACCAGAAGGCCCCAUCACCCAGGCACUCACCCAAGGCCUCCUUCUGUAUGUUUUGUUCUUGGGAGGGAUACGCUGAAGAACUUCGCACUGGACUCUGGGAUCCUUCUCUCAUAGGCUAAGGGACGAUGGUGCUUGAGCCAGGGAACUUUACUUCUAAUACCAUGUAGUUUGCAAACAUCCUCUGCUGCCAGAGAACAGACUCAGAGCUGACCAAAGUCUGGGGCCUGGCUCUGCGUGAAACAGCAUCUGACUGAGGGAAGGGUUUGUUUCCAGGGGAUUUGCCUAUCGGAUAGGAAGGUCAACUUGUGGCCCCUGAGGUAUCUCUCCUUCCUCCAGACGCUCCUUACUUCCUGGUGUGAGCUCAGUGUGUGCAGCUCUGAGACCCGUGUGUCUCCCGGUGACAACGUGAGGGUGACAGUCUCUCACGCUAAUAAACUUGGCACUUCUUCAACUGUUUUCUUCUCAGGCUCCUUGAGAUGGAACAAGGAUCCAAAUAUGGUAUCCCUGAGGGUUCCUGCCCUUUGGUUUAGUUGAUGUGGAAGACCAAGAUGGUGUCCAAGGUCUGGCAGCUGCUGGUUCUUGCUCCAUGACCUCUAAGAUCUGGACAAUUAUUCUGCUUGUUGUGGCUUCAGAGGUCUGUGGAAAGAUCUAGAAGUCAUUGGUGAUGGGUCUUGAAAACCCACUCAGAUGUCUUCUCUUCCCAGAAGGUACAGGUACAGGCUGGGUGUGGCAAACCGAACCCUUCGUGAGUUUCUAUUCUGACUAGAACUGUUGUGAAGAUCUCCUGGCAGCUGUUUUAUCUUCUUUGUGAAAGGCAGCAGGUCGAAUGGAAAGAGUCCUAAAAUCCAAGCCCAGAGUCCUGCACUGCACCAACCAUGUCUGUUAACUUUGUACCAAGGUAACAAUAAAAGAAAUAUCU